Messenger RNA from Homarus americanus (American lobster), 1975 nucleotides. RefSeq lists its product as uncharacterized. The coding region runs from base 51 to 1676 and encodes 541 amino acids. NCBI's taxonomy places the organism in Eukaryota, Metazoa, Arthropoda, Malacostraca, Decapoda, Nephropidae. The record is from RefSeq and is a predicted model, not a curated record. The transcript has 11 exons.
UAAUGAGGUAGUGAAGACCCCGGAGUUGGGAGGUAAUAUAAUAAAGGAAAAUGAAUUGUUUUAGUGAGGUCUUGGGGUCAGUGAGAAGGCGUCGUCGUGAUGCUCCUUUGUCAGGGACGGUGAUCAAGGUUGCUUGUCUCCAGGAUCUAUUGCAACACCUGGCAGGCAACACCACUAAACCUCUCAACACAAUGGGUAACGCCGCCAGUGAAAUUGAAAAUGGAUCUUCUCCCAAGAAAAGUUUACAGUGGUCUAGUGGCUGCCGCCCUAACUAUGAUGAACCCCCUGAGUUUUUGGUCAAACUCGCCAAGAUUCUGGUGGUGAAGUCCCUUGCUGAAGACAACUUGGAUGGCAUCACAGAAAAUGUUUUCCUUAAAUAUGUGUGUAAAGCCAACCAGCCUCUUGGUAAACGGUUGUUCCACUACCUCAUCACUCACUGGCAGGAGGAGUCACCACCAGACCCUCAGAUAGGGGAGCAAGAGACUCAGAAGGAGAACUUCGAGGAUCUUUUGUCUAGGCCAGCAUUCUUGUCCUCGGCAAAUUAUCUCAUGGGGCUCAUGACUGAUCCACAACAACUUGAGUUUUACAUUAAGGUAUUUGCAGGAGACAAAGAAAAGAUAGAAAGGAAAGAUGUUUAUGAAUUAGUUUUUGCUGCCUACCAAAUAUCAACUGUUGCACAUCACACCUGUUGUCUACCUGAUGAUAUCCUUAUGGCUGUUGUAAAUGCUGCCAUGCAUAAGAAGGAAAGUGUCAACACCAAAUAUCUGCACAGUUGGGUGUGUCAGCACUGCCCUCGCUUGGUCAUGUGGCUACACCGCUACAUUACCCACAUCCUCACUGUGGGUCACCGUACUAUACCAGACAACAAGGAUGAGGAAGAGGAUGACCGAGACACACCUAUCCUAGACUGCCCCAGCAAGUCUUCAUGUGUGACUCUUCACCCAGCACUCAUCUGGCUCCUCACAUGCACACUUCCAUUAGUGUACCACAAGCAACAGAAGAGCAAGAAUGCCCCGUCCCCCAACAAUGUGUUGCUAGAUCCUCAUGUCUUUAUUGAGAAAAUGAUUUCCGCUGUGAGUCCAACACACUGGGUCCCUUUGUAUAACAGUGAAAACCAUGGCCUCAGCAUCAACAGGUUUCAGCACCAUGUGUUUGGCUACCAUAGCGCAACUAUAAUGUUUAUAACUGCGGAAGGUGAUAACAUAUUUUGCCUAGCAUGCGACUGUGAAUGGAAAGACUCGAAACAUUUCUGGGGUGGCGAGAAUUGUUUGUGCAUGCACUUGACUCCAGAAUAUAAAAUUGUUGAAAGUGGUGCAAAGAUGAUGUACUUUAAUGUGACAUCCAGAGGGUUCCCCACUGGGAUUCAGGUGGGUAGAGACUGUACCAACCGAGCCCUCACAAUUGAUCUGAACCUCAGCUUAGUCACCUACCGCAUGAUUCCCUUUAAACUACAUUCAAUUGAAGUUUGGGGAUGUGGCGCCUGUGAAGCCAAAGAAGCCCAAACAGAGCUGAAGAAGCGAGAGGUGAGAGAUGUAGAGAACCGGAGGAAAGUUAAACUAAACAGUUCGGAUUGGUUAGAUAAUCCUGACCGUUAUCUCAUUGAACUAGCAGGCACCCGUCUCAGCUACGCUCAGUACGACAUGCCUAAACCUGGCGGAGCAUCUAAUUCAUCAUAACUGAGACUAGUAUGAGCAGUCAUCAGUAAAAACAUAUUUGUUAAACUUGAUAUUUUUUUACUUGCAGGUAUGUGUCCUAAUAUUUUUUAUGUAACUUUGCCAAUUAAGAAGGACUGUACUGUAAUAGUUGACAAUCCCUUAUCUGAAAUUUCGAAAACCGAAAGUUUUUUAUUGGAGCAAAACAUUUUUUUUUUUUUUUUCCCAACCUGGAUCAGCCCACCUGGGUACAGGUCACCGACCCACAUUGGGACCUGGGGGGCGAAAAUGUUGUAAUAAUACUGUAAUAAUAAUAAUAAUAA